Molecule: messenger RNA, 2004 nt
Organism: Pipistrellus nathusii (Nathusius's pipistrelle)
Lineage: Eukaryota; Metazoa; Chordata; Mammalia; Chiroptera; Vespertilionidae
Source: the annotation of a GenBank genome assembly
AUGUCGUCCCCCGACGGAAGCCGCGCCCAGAAGAUGAAGCUACCUCUGUUCACGCAGAAGGGGCAGCAGGAGGUGCCCACGCCUUCGGAGAAGGACUGGUCCAAGGACGACCAGGAGGGCUACGUCUUCCGGGACCCGCUCCAGGCGCUGGACGCCCUGCCUCAGCCGUACCGGAUGAUCAACAAGCUGGUGAACCUGCUGUUCGACCGGGCCUGGGGGAUCAUCGAGGAGAGGGACCUGCGGAGGGAGGUGGAGCUCAGUCGGAUCCGGCCCACCGUCUACCCUCCGGUUUCAGAAAGCAAGCUCAGCAAAAGGCCACGAUGCUUAGCGGUUUCCCAAGACUAUGUGUUUGUUGCGGGAGCCAAGGGCUUCUCCAUCUACAAUCUGCUCGACGCCAGGCAGAUCUACGUUUACGAGAAAUUCAAGGUUGAGGUCACGUCCAUCUGGGCCACGGACUUGGGGAACGAAACGCUUAUGGCUCCUGUGGAUGAAACGGGUGUCGUUAGGCUGUUUUAUCUCUGCAAGGAGGGUCUUUUCUUCAUCAAAACCAUCAACGAGGUGGAUGACACCAGCAAGCAGACCAUCUGUGCCAAGAUGAACAUCUCUCCCGGAGGGGACUUUGCAGCCUUCCUCCUACAAGGGGCCGGAGAUACGUGGCUGGACGUGUACAAGCUGCCCAAGGACGCCUGGCUCAAGGAGGUGGAACACCCCCAGCUGGCCACCAACCCCAAGAAGAAGCCCAAACAGCCCCAGACGGAUGUGAGCGUCUGUUACCUGGGAGAUAUUAAGUUGAGUCUUCCAGUCCACAUCAUGAAGAUUAAGCCACCCAAACCGAUCACCGGCUCCCCGUUUAAAAGCCCCCUGGAAGUGUUUGCCAAGCUGGAGGGCUGCUACGGCCUGGGCUCCGGCCAGAACCACAUCAUCAAGGACAGCCAGUGGGAGCAGCAGACGGCCAUCUUCAACGACACGUUCCGGAAGUACCUGGAUGGGGAGUGGGAGGAGGAGCCGCUCAGCAUGGCCACCUUCCACUUCCUCCUUCCUAGCUGCCUCACCGUGAUGCCAACAGAGGCGAAGGGCCCCCCGGGGCUGGCCAGUGUCCUUGGCGUCCAGUGGACGGGACGGCACAACUUCUUCCUCUACCCCCUCAACCGCACCCUCAAGGACAAAGUUGACCCCGAGGGCGUGUGGCCCUGUGCUGCGCCCAUUGUGGCGUCUCAGCUCACCGACUGCGGCAGCUACCUGGUGCUGGCCUGCGAGGACGGGGUGCUCACGCUGUGGGACCUGGCUAAAGGACUGUUGCUCGGGGUCAUCGCUCUUCCCGAGGGCUGCUCCUGCCAAAGCAUUCAGUUUCUGAAGGACUUCCGUGUCCACGAGGGCCGGAACGUGUACCCCGCGGGCGCCGUGAGUUCCCAGGCGAGCUGCGUGGUGCUGUGCUCGGACGCGUCCCUGCACCUGGUGACCGCCUCGGGGACCCGCGGCCCCGCCCUCAGCACGCUGGUGGAGAGGCCUGCCAAGCACCCGGAGGAGGCUCUCUGCGCGGUGGCCCCCGUCCCAGCCUUGCCUGGCAUGGUGCUGACCUUCUCCAAGAACAGCUCCGUGCACCUGCUGGACGUGGCCCGGCCUCAGGUCGUCUGUGCCUUUGCGCCCCCCGAGCCCUACCACCUGGCGGUGCCCUGGAAGCCGGUGUUCGCCGUGUCUCUGCAUUACCCCUUCUUCCUGCUCCGAGGGGACCACCCGGACGGGAACAGCCACACCCCGAGUUCCGUCUUCUACUUCAACUUCGACUCCUGCUCCCUCCUGGAGAACGCCUCGAAGCGCUGCCUCGUCCCCCCGGCGGCCCUGAACUCCGCGGGCUUCCGCCAGGCGCUGCCCCUGGAGAGGAGAUGCGAGAGCCUGCUCCAGAGGAGGUUCCAGAAGCUGGGGAACAAAGUGAAGGAGCAGGAGCACUGGGCGCGGCUGCGGAGGUACUCAAUCCUCCUGCAGAGAGAGAGCGUCAGGAAGUGA